Messenger RNA from Populus euphratica (Euphrates poplar), 3234 nucleotides. RefSeq names its product peptide-N(4)-(N-acetyl-beta-glucosaminyl)asparagine amidase-like. The record is from RefSeq and is a predicted model, not a curated record. Bases 331 to 3012 code for a protein of 893 amino acids. Lineage: Eukaryota; Viridiplantae; Streptophyta; Magnoliopsida; Malpighiales; Salicaceae. The transcript has 20 exons.
UCAUGUACCUCAGUUACAGAUGCUAUGCUUUUGAUUAGUCACUUUCAAUCCAAAUAAGCGUGUACCUCCUGAGCGAGACUAAGCACGAGACAGCACAUGCUAGUCUAAAGUCUGCUUUUGAAUCGAACUUCUUUUUCCUUGCCGGAGAAAGCUUCUUCAUCGAUCGUAUUAUUAGUUGUGUCGAACCGGUACGGUGAAAAAAGAAUCUAGUACCUUCCCUCCGAAGUAAACAAAAAAAAAAACCCAUUAAUUCAAUAAACCGAUACAAAAUUCUUAAUUCUUAAUCCCUCUCUCAAAGAGAAAAGUGAGCGGAAAAAAAAAACAGUAAAGAUGGUAGCUCGCCAAUUCAUCAUCAGCCACAACGACUCCAUCUUCGACGUCGAUUAUGACACCGACGACGGCCUUGAAGAUUUUAAGAAGCAGCUUUUCUAUCUCACUUCAAUCCCUCCUCAUCUCCAGAAGAUCACCGGAGAGGAUGAUGAUCGGGUCGUAUCGGACGAUUCUGAUCUCACUGGCAUUUCUAACAAACUCAAAUUGAUAAAAAUCAACGAGGAAGAGAAGGAAGUCAAGGUACAAGAGCUUGCAGUUAGUAGACAAAGUGAAGAGUUUGGGCGGAAAAUACGGCCCUAUAUCAGUCGAGUUCAAAUGUAUGAAGACCCAGUGAGGCAGGAGGCAGCACGGAAGACGGUUCCUAGAGAAGAAAAGAAUCCAGUACCUUCCCUCCGAAAUAAGCAAAAUAAAAAUCACAUUAAUUCAAUAAACCGAAACAAAAUUCUUAAUUCUCAAUCUCUCUCUAAGGGAAAAGACAGGAAAAAAAAAAGAGUAAAGAUGGUAGCCCGCAAAUUCAUCAUCAGCCACAAUGACUCCAUCUUCGACGUCGAUUAUGACACCGACGACGGCCUCGAAGUUCUUAAGAUCCAGCUUAUCUCUCUCACUUCAAUCCCUCCUCAUCUCCAGCAGAUCACCGGAGAAGAUGAUGAUCGAGUCGUAUCGGACGAUUCUGAUCUCACUGGCAUUUCUAACAAACUCAAAUUGAUAAAAAUCAACGAGGAAGAGAAGGAAGUCAAGGUACAAGAAUUAAUUGCUGCUGUUGUUGGGCGGCAAAAUGAAGAGGAAUCAAUUCGUGAUAUUCUUGGAGGAGAUGACGUGUCGGAUGAUUCUGAUGUCGUUCAUGUUUCGAAUGAACUCAAAGAAUUAACUGUUGCCGAUCUGAUGAAAUCGGAUGAGGAGCUUGCGCACAUGUUACAGGCAGAGGAGGAAGCGCUUAUGUUGCAAGAGUUUGCAGUGAGUGAACAAAGUGAAGAGUUUGGGCGGCAAAUACGGCCCUAUAUCAGUCAAGUUCAAAUGUAUGAAGACCCAGUGAGGCAGGAGGCAGCACGGAAGACGGUUCCUAGAGAAGAGCUCGAGGAGAAAGCUUUGGUUUCUCUGGCAAAGGAGGGGAACUUUAAACCAUCAAAAACCGAACAAGACCAUGCUUUCCUGCUGCAGCUGCUUUUCUGGUUCAAACAAUCAUUCAGGUGUUUUUCAUUCCUUUUCUGUUUUUAUGUUGGAUUUGCCCUUAAAAUUAACAAAAUACUGCUUAAUAAAUAUUUGGUGCUUUUUAUGUACACUGCAUAUAUGUGCCAAUGGCUGGCCAAUUGCUUUACUCUUUAUUGUCGUGCUUUUGGCUAUGAAUCUCGUCUGAUCCUGGAUUUCACUGAUCAUGUUUGGACCGAGUGCUUUUCUGAAUUACUAGGCAGAUGGAUGCAUCUUGACCCUUGUGCACCAGUGUUUGACAGACCAUUACGAUAUGAGAAGGGGUGGAAAAAGAAAUUGAACUAUGUCAUUGCUAUUGCAAAAGAUGGAGUUUAUGACGUCACUAAGCGUUACACAAGGAAGUGGGUUGAGGUUCUAUCCCGACGAAACAUUACCACAGAGCCUGAUUUGUUGGCUACUCUCCAUAGCAUGACUCGAGAAUGCAGAAGAAGCUUUACAACUCAAAUUCUUUCUGUACUUGAAGAGCGUGAUAAGAUUGAAUCUGAAGAGCUUGAGAGAUCUUUAUGUUCCACUAAUGAUUCUUCAGUCUCUUUGCCUGGUAGACAAAGUGGGAACAAGGAAUGGCGCAUUGCAAGAUCAGAAAUUGGUUUUCAUGAUAAUUGUUCUUUGAGUCAUACUUCAUGUCCCAUUCGUGUAUGCGUAGAUGAGCAUGUGACAAAGACCUACAAUGCAUUUUCCCCUCUCCUUUCUUCUUGUGUUGACCAAUCUCUUCCCAAAUCAAGAAUUAUUGAAAUACUGAAGAUAUUCAAAGGAAUUUUGGUCGAACUUGGGAAUUCGUCCUAUAAAACCAGGCGAACUUCCAUAAACCCUUUUAUACUUCAUUUGCUGCCAUAUUUUGAGGAGUUAAUAAAUGCUCUGUCAUUGAAGAGCGAGAUUGACACUGAUGGAAAAGUGGACAUCUGUUUGGCUGCUGACCCUGUCACCACCUGUUUAGGACUGCCUGUUGUGUUGGAUGCAUUGGAUGAUUUGAUCAAUGUUCUUAACAACUUUGACAACAUAAGCAAAGUUUCUCUUUCCUGGCCACUAAUAAAGUUGAAUAGGAUCCAUUCAGGUUCUGUUCUUGCAAGUGGCGAGGAACUUCCUUUUGGAAUUGCCACAUCAGCAUUUGAUGGACUUCGCACGUCUAAAUGGGAAGAACCAGAUGGAGCGAGAGGUUGCUGGAUUGUUUAUAAACUAUCAGACAACCAGAUGCACAAACUAGUGGCAUAUGAUAUAAUGUCAGCUAAUGAUGCCCCAGAGAGAGACCCUAUGGACUGGGUUGUCGAGGGUAGUCAUGAUGGUGGUUCUAGCUGGCGUAUUCUGGAUAAACAAACUUCUCAGAUGUUCAAAGAUCGUUUUCAGCGUAAAUCAUUUAAGAUUAAUUCAGAUAGUGUCCCAUGCAACGCUUUCAGAUUCCAAUUUCUGGCUGCCAGAGACGUUCAAUCAAAUUCACGCCUACAAUUGGGUAGCAUAGAUCUGUAUGCAAGCAGCAAUUAAGUUGUAUAAGAGAGAUUCCAAUGUGCUGACACUCUGUUCCAGACUUUGAUGCUAUUGUAUAACUUACUUGGUAGUAAAUAUUUGUCCAUGGAGGCAAGCAAUCACACAAUUCUUUGCCAUAUGGGCACACCGUAUUUAGUCAAUAUGUAUUCAUAAUGGCCCAGUGUUGGUGGUUCAAUGACAGCAAAUUUCUGUCUUGCCCAGACAUACCUGAAAUGUUUG